Hyaloperonospora brassicae is the source of this 3603-nucleotide messenger RNA. The record is from the annotation of a GenBank genome assembly. Lineage: Eukaryota; Oomycota; Peronosporomycetes; Peronosporales; Peronosporaceae.
AUGGAGCAGAACGCGCGGCCAGAGGCGGACGCGGCGCAGACGACGCGGUGUCUGGAUGCGUUGUCGCCCGAAGCUGCUGACGUCGUCGCCGGCAGUGACGCGUUGCGUGCCGAGCAGGUGCAAGACGAGGAGACAGAGCUCGCAGCCGACCAAGCCGAAGCGGUCGCGCCGGCGCUGGAAAUCGAAAACGACAGAGCUGGUGACGAUGCGGCAGCAGGUGAUGAUGUCGUGCGUGCCGUGCAAGUGGGAACGGCCGAGGAAAGCGAUGGAGACGAUGAGCAGAGGGACGUGGAUGUGGACGAGGACGUGGCUGAUGUCGAGAAGUGCUUGAGCGCGGAGGAAACGGCCGACACAGUGGACACUCAGUUUGUGGCAGCGAGUGAAAACACUGGUGUGGAAGACGAGCGGAACGGUGCGGUCGGAGAGCUGGCAGCAGCACCUGUCGCUACGCAAGAAGCAGUACAUGCUGUGCAUGAAGUUGAAUCAAGUGACGUGUGGAAGCGCGAGUGUGAUGGAGCGACACAAGCCAAACUGUCACUAGAUGGAGGUGAUUGGAUGGCAGCUGCUAAUGGAGCUGAAGAAGGUGCUGAUCAGGAUGUCGGCAAGUUGAACGAUCCGUUGACAUUUGUGACGCUAGAACCAUGUGGUAAUAUGGCGCAAGAGCGGAUGAAAGUAGAAGGAUACUCGGAAUUGGCGUUGCCGAGUGGAGCUGACGCAGUAGACGGAUUGACACGCGCGAGUGGUGUUGCGGGAUAUCGGUCAGUCGCUGAGCUAGCAGUCGCGAGCCCCGAAGGUGCUUUGCGAUUUCCACAGAAAGUGGCACCGGACUCACCAGCUGUCAGGCAUGUCCUACCCGGCAGUGCUGCAGACCAGAGUACCGAGGACGUUACUGAUUUUGCAGCGCUAGAUGUGGACAUGGAAUCAGAGUCUGACGACCAGGAUGAAAGUGAAGAAACGACCGAGCACGGCGAGCACGCGACUAUCACAGCCGUCACAGAUUCUGCUGAGAAGGUGACACCCGUCGAUGCGAACUUGGAGGCGGUUUUGGAGAAGAUUCGAACCAAGCUUUCGUGCAAAACAGUCGAAGUAUUGGAAUCUGGCGAGAUACUUGCCUUGCCUAAGGGCUGGUCUACGCGUCAAAGCAAAAGCAAUGAUGGUAAAACGUACUAUGUGUCGCCUUACGGUCACACGCAGUGGUUGCGCCCUCCCAUGAAAACAGGUGUCAUCUACAAUUGGGUACAUGAGAUUGAGGUGACCUUCGGACACGGCCGACUGGGACUCAAUCUGAAACAAAUUGCUGGUGUUCCAGGUACAGUGUUCACUGACCUUCAGGUCCAUAUUGCAGAGAUUUACAAACUGCCAAACGGAAUGGCGAGUCCCGCUGAGAUUUACAACUGGAGCAUGAAGCCCGAAAAGCGUCUCGCUGUGAACAUGCGUGUUACGAUGAUGAAUGGGAUUCCACUGACCGGCUACACCUACUCGGAGGUACUUGAACUGCUUGCUCGUUUGGUACGCCCUGUUCGCAUUAAGUUUGCUGACAUUACAAAAGGCAUUGUGGGUCGGGUCGAGGAAGAAGCCCUACUUGAGGAGACGGAAGAAGUCAAAGAAGCUCGUGCAGCUCGAUUGAUGCAGAACUCACUCCGCAAGGAGUACUUCCAGGUCUUGGUGUGUAGUGAGCUUCAGAAACAGGUAUGGGCAGCGACAGACCGUCAUAUGUAUUUGAAACGCCUUGAGAUGGAAAAGAAGUGUGAGAUCAUGGAGACACAAGUCGAAAGAGUGCAGCAGCAUCAAGAAUCGUUGAGAAAGGAGCGUGAGAAUUUGAUCCAAGAGGAACGUUUGCUUACAGUGAUGAUCGAGAAGCUGGACAAGCAAGCAGCGGGUGAAAUUGAGUCACCCGAAGUGUUGAGGACGGCAGAACUGGUUCGGCGAUCAAUGGAACUCGAAAAGGACGUCACCGACCUUAUUGCCGAGAACAGCGCAUUGCGAUCAGCGCGCGCCGAAACAGAGCAGACUCUCGAUAGCUUGCAAAAUGAGCUGGAUAAGUAUGGCGACCUUGGUAUGGAGGACCCGAGCGGGCAUCAGGAAAUCAAGUUCUUUUCGCCGGCGUUCUUGGGCUCGAUGGUGCAUAGAGGCUCAAUUGAUACUCGCGCUGUGGAUGCACGUGAGCAGCUUCUUAUCAAAGUUAAAGCACAAUGUGACCAUCUAGCCGAGGAGAUCAAAAUGGAAGAAGAGCGAACUAGAUUCGUGGAGUCAGAGAUAUACCAGUUCCGGAAUCAAAUGGACGUAGCUGCAGCAGCGGUCAAGCGCGAGGACGCCUUCAUUAGUGGGGAACGUCCGCCGCAAUUGAUAUUCUUGGAGAACAAGAUCGCACUGCUGCGGAAGAGCUUGCGAGAAACCGUGGCUGGAAUCGCGCAAGCAAAUCGCAGCGGAGAUCAGCAACAGGCCGACAACUUGUCGCUUCGGCGAGCAGAUCUGAAGGACGAUCUGAAAGUGGCAAUGGACGAGAUGCUGCGCAUGCAGAACGACUUGCAGGUUUUCUUUGACGUCGAUCAGGGCAAAAACGUUGUCUUGCAGCCCGCAGAUUCGUCGAUUGAUACGAUUGACAUUGAUGAAGCGCCACAGAGACGUCUGUCGGAGUCGAUGCGGUUACAGACUAAGCUUGGCAAGCUUCAAACGAAACUGCAUGAAACCGUUGCCGAGCUCGCGAAGGCUGCAGGUGAUGAGAACGAAGUACGAAAAAGCGAGCUCAGCAAGCAUCGGUUGCAACUGAAAGACGAGAUGAAGGUGGUGCAAGAUCAGUUCCAGGCAUUGACAAAUGGGACGCUGAAUGUGGUGGCCAAUGCAACGGAGCCGCAAUCGCGAUCAACUGUUGCUGGCCCACCGUCACAGCAAGAAGUCGCCCGAAGGAACACCGUUGGCUCUCGUGUGUCCGUCAGUGGUCUCCGAAGCUCGUUCGGGGGCAGAGUGUCCAUGUUCGGUGCUCAGAUUGUGCAGGGUGUCAGCAGGCAAUCGGCCAGCGCACAAAGAGGUUCGGAACGACUUGAACCUGAUUACGGCCGCGACAGCAACAAUGGUGCGUCGAUCAGCUCGUUCAUGCAAGACGCGAAUCAGAUCGGGUUGUUGCCAAGGAUGAGUGGUAUCCUGCGCAAGCACGCCACGCACUCCAACGAAAAGGGCGCAUUUGGUAAUAUGUCGCUGCGUGGUGUUCGCGAGCGGUGGUGCAACAUUGAGCCGGACGGGUAUCUCCGUUACUACAAGCGCGAGGGAGACCGGGAACCACGUGGUGCUAUCCCACUGAAGCACAAGUCGUUGGAGAUCCUGUAUGGCAAGGAUGUGGGCAAGCCCCAUGAGUUUAUGAUAUGCUCACCUACCCAGCAGACGCGAAUGCUUGCAAAGAAUCAGGAAGAGAUGCUCCAAUGGGUAAAGGUGCUGGGACUUGCCCAUGCUUACUUUCGGCAGCGGUUCAAUGACGGCCGAAAAGCGCCAGGUAGCGUCUCGUCGUCUACUGGUAGCGCUGCCGACCAGCCGGCGAACGCAGCAUCGCCGGAGACAGCAGACGCCGAACUCGCGUAUCGAAACAAACGCGCGACGCUUGGGUUCUGA